Messenger RNA from Andrographis paniculata, 695 nucleotides. RefSeq names its product 40S ribosomal protein S15-like. Gene Ontology annotation, cellular component: cytosolic small ribosomal subunit; ribosome. Lineage: Eukaryota; Viridiplantae; Streptophyta; Magnoliopsida; Lamiales; Acanthaceae. The coding region runs from base 100 to 555 and encodes 151 amino acids. Gene Ontology annotation, biological process: ribosomal small subunit assembly; translation. Gene Ontology annotation, molecular function: structural constituent of ribosome; RNA binding. The transcript is spliced from 4 exons. The record is from RefSeq and is a predicted model, not a curated record.
AUAGUGCAAACGCUCUGCGGCCCGCAUUGUGCAUCCUUCGCUUCACGGUGAAAACCCUAGCGGCAAAAUCAGCUCAGAGCGAAAUCUCCAGCAGCAGCCAUGGCAGAUGUCGAUCCCGAGGUGGCGGCGGCGCAGCCGAAGAAGAGAACGUUUAAGAAGUUCAGCUUCCGAGGCGUUGAUCUGGACGCGCUCCUCGAUAUGUCUACCGAUGAGCUCGUUAAGCUUUUCAAUGCUCGCGCUCGAAGAAGGUUCCAGAGGGGUUUGAAGAGGAAGCCAAUGGCUUUGAUCAAGAAGCUGCGGAAGGCUAAACGUGAGGCCCCGCCAGGUGAGAAGCCGGCCCUAGUGAGAACCCACCUGCGGAACAUGAUUAUUGUUCCGGAGAUGAUUGGCAGUGUGCUUGGAGUGUACAAUGGAAAGACCUUCAACCCAGUUGAAAUCAAGCCCGAGAUGAUUGGCCACUACCUGGCUGAAUUCUCGAUUUCAUACAAGCCCGUCAAGCACGGGAGGCCAGGUAUCGGUGCCACCCACUCUUCUAGAUUCAUUCCUCUCAAGUGAGUGAAUUUUUUGAGCCAGAAUUGGAGAAAGUAUUAUGUUCUUUUAUGUGGUGCUGUUCACUUUACUAUAAAUUUGAAUCUUUUCUCUGAGAGUUUUGUAGUUUUGUUAAAUUGACUUAAUGGUAAAUUGGUAUUUUGCUA